This is a messenger RNA of Daphnia pulex (common water flea), 2049 nucleotides long. RefSeq lists its product as uncharacterized. Gene Ontology annotation, cellular component: cytoplasm. The transcript is spliced from 3 exons. Lineage: Eukaryota; Metazoa; Arthropoda; Branchiopoda; Diplostraca; Daphniidae. The record is from RefSeq and is a predicted model, not a curated record. Bases 59 to 1978 code for a protein of 639 amino acids.
ACAACGAAACAGUCCAAAGCAGGCGAAUUUUCCUUUUUCUCAUUUCUGUAAGAUAAGAAUGGAAGCAACUAGUAAUACUCCUUUCAAACUUCCCCUUUGGUCCGAGUGGGCAGUCCACGUAAAGGGAAAAGAAAAAAAAUGCAGUAAUUGCACCUCUAGUAUUUCACCGUUAAAGGAGCUGGCUAUCCAGUCACUUUUCAAGUACCUGAAGCAGAUAAACAAAUAUCAUGAAAUUCCAAAGAUACUGCAAGAUAACUUUAUCCCACCUGUGCUGUAUGUUGAUGUGGCCUGUUUACUGUUUGCAUCCAAACAGUGGUGUGCCCUACGCUCAUUGGUUGCCUACUGGCCGUUUGAAACCUUUCAGCUUUCUCAAAUAAUCCAUGUCACCUGCUCUCAGUGUUGGCUAGCUUUUCUUGAAUCAGAUGAUUUCGAGGAUCCAGAAAAAGAAGGUGGGGAUACUGAAAGACAACUGUUUCGAAAGGUUUUCAAGCAUGUCUUGGAUGGAUUUUUUGUUGUUGUCAAAAGAACCUUGGAGAAUGAAGGUCAAGUAAGCCCUCUACGAGUGCUGGAUCUGACACUGGAUACUUCUCAAGAGAUUCGCAGCUUCAUGUGGGAGGAUGAAUUUCGUCGACUAGGAAGAAGAAUAACAAAGAUCCUUGAUGUCUGUAUCCUAGCCGGGUUGCAUAAGAAAAUGCGAAGUUGCAAGAAAUUGGCCAUGAAACAGAAAAAUUCAGUGGCAUCAGCAACCAGACGAUCAUCCAACACUUGGGAAGCGAAUGAUGUAAUCGGUUAUUGGCAACCGGAAGUGGAGAACAAUUCCGGCGCAGCUGCUGUUGAUGGGGCUACGGGUACUUGUGAAUCCACGUUUGAGAUUUCAACGUGGGACGAGGAGACACCAGUUAUGUCAGCUACUCCUCCGUCAGUGGGUUCAACCGGCAACAAGUACGAUGAUGCUUAUUGGCAAGGGGAAAAGACUCCACCGGAAAUUGGUGUAUGGAAUGGAAAUGCGCUGGAUUUUAGCCAUCUGACGGAUAUGCCAUUUUUUAACAUCACUAUAGACGCAUCCAUUUCAGAGAAAUCAAGUGACAUUUUGAGUUGGAUUCACCAACGCUACGAUGAAUUUGCUCCUUCACCUAGUCCAGUUACCGUCACAGUCCGCUUUCUGGAAGUAAACUUGCAUGAAGAGCGCAAACUCGAGGCGUUGAUGGAUCAACUACCGGAACACUUUAUUGGUCUCAAAUUUAUUGAGAUUUGUGAGCGUCGCAGUGCUCUGACUUUGGCAUCACACAUGGGUCAUUUUACUUCAGUUCGUUGCCUAGAUUUGGGUAGCUGUGCUUUCGAUCUUACCGAUCACCCGCAAGCUGUUGAAUUAAUGGCCGUUGCCUUGAGCCAGUUACCUCGGUUAGAACGACUCAGUCUGGCACAUAAUCGAUUGGCUGGAUGCUUGGCUGACCUCCUGACUCCACUUCAACGCGGACUCGAGUUGCUCGAUUUGUCUUCUUGCUGCCUCAACGACGAAGAUCUUGGCUAUCUCGGAGAAUCAGCUCAUCGGAAGACAAUGCGAUCCCUUAGUUUAGCUGCCAAUGAGCUGGGCUUGCAGUGGGAACAAAUUCUACCUUUGAUCAAUAAUCUUGGAAACAGUAGUAACCUUCGAAUCCUCGAUUUGAGUUCGAAUGAGUUUGUUGAAUCGCAGUUAACGGUGUUGAGUCGAACCACGCUCGGUCCGUUGUCAGCGCUCUCUUUGCUGGAUUUGUCCUGGCACGAAUUGUCUUUAACCUCGUUGGUUUCAAUCGUUGAGUUACUGGCAUCAAAGACAAACCUUCGCACAUUUUGUCUUUCAACUCCAAUCGAUAUGAUCGAGAAUGGGUACGAUCAGCCCGAUAGUUGGCAACUCUUUGUCAACUUUACAGAGGCACUGACUGCCAAACAUCGUGAAGGAUUACGACCUUCACUUACUCUGCAUUGGUGUCUGAUGUAAGCUUGUACUUGUAUGUAAACUAUUUUGAGAUCCAUUUUGUUUACUUCAAUAAAGAAAUGAUUGUGUACCAA